GGUAGAAAUCAGGCAUACUUAUAGAGAGGCGAAUCAGAUGGCUGACGAUUUGAUUAAUCUAAUUCUGGAAGAGGAUGCUCAUCAUUUAUGGCAAAAGGACAGGAUGAAAGGGUGUCAACGCAGUCUUUGGGAUCGAUGGUGGACAGACAGUGGUGACGGCUGCGUAGCUGACGGAAUCUAUGAGACUGAGAGUGAGGGAGACGAAGAGAGGGCACGGGUGUUAGAGGAUGAGGUUAGGGUUUUGGUUUUUCCGACCCGACCCGGGGUUACUUGGGUUGUUUGGCAUUGGGCCAAGACAAAAAAGAAAAAAACCCAACACAAAGCCGUUUUAGGACGAACCAAAAAAAAAAAAACCCAAAACCAUCCCCAAUCUCACUCACUCAGACACUCACAGCUUCACCUCACUCAUCGCACCUCACAGAGAUUCCCCCUCAGACACUCUCACCUCUCUCGCUCACAGCACGGUUACCGCCGGUCGUCCCUCGUCACUCUCCUCGCCGGCUCCUCUGCCGCGUCCCCGCACCGUCAGUGUUUGCUCGCAUCUGCUUCCUCCGCUCCUGUGCCUCCGCCGUUUGUGUCAUCCCGGCCGCCUUGGCUCCGCCGUGCCUCGGCUGUCUCUACCUCCGCCUCGUCCCUCGUCUCUGUUCAGCAUCUGCCAAGUGCCUGCACUCUGCACGACAAGCAAAGGGUAAUUGGGUAA
Messenger RNA from Arachis duranensis, 700 nucleotides. RefSeq lists its product as uncharacterized. The record is from RefSeq and is a predicted model, not a curated record. The transcript is spliced from 2 exons. NCBI's taxonomy places the organism in Eukaryota, Viridiplantae, Streptophyta, Magnoliopsida, Fabales, Fabaceae. Bases 38 to 700 code for a protein of 220 amino acids.